Molecule: messenger RNA, 1931 nt
Organism: Engraulis encrasicolus (European anchovy)
Lineage: Eukaryota; Metazoa; Chordata; Actinopteri; Clupeiformes; Engraulidae
Product: eukaryotic initiation factor 4A-II-like
Exons: 11
Coding region: 70-1314 (414 amino acids)
Molecular function (GO): ATP binding; RNA binding; RNA helicase activity
Source: RefSeq, a predicted model, not a curated record
GUUGAUAAAAAUGUUCUGCGCUAUUUACGUACUUCCUCUUCAAUCGAGCCCCGAAGACUUGGCUAGAACAUGUCCAGCGACUCUGCAGAUUUUAACAGCUCUAGAGAUAGAGACCAUGGAGACAGUGGCGGCCCAGAAGGAAUGGAGCCCGAUGGCAUCAUCGAGAGCAACUGGAAUGAGAUCACCGACAACUUUGAUGACAUGAGCCUGAAGGAGACCCUCCUCAGGGGAAUCUAUGCCUACGGUUUUGAGAAGCCAUCCGCCAUUCAGCAGCGAGCAAUCAUUCCAUGCAUUAAGGGUUACGAUGUUAUUGCUCAGGCCCAGUCCGGUACAGGGAAGACGGCCACGUUCGCCAUCUCCAUCCUGCAGCAGCUGGACCUCGAGCAGAAGGAGACCCAGGCUCUGGUCCUGGCUCCUACCAGAGAGCUGGCACAACAGAUCCAGAAGGUCAUUCUGGCUCUGGGGGACUACAUGGGGGCCACGUGCCACGCUUGCAUCGGUGGCACUAACGUGCGCAACGAGAUGCAGAAACUCCAGGCGGAGGCGUACCACAUAGUGGUAGGGACCCCUGGACGCGUCUUCGACAUGCUGAACCGCCGCUACCUUUCUCCUAAGUGGAUUAAGAUGUUUGUCUUGGACGAGGCAGAUGAAAUGCUGAGUCGAGGAUUCAAGGAUCAGAUCUACGAAAUAUUCCAGAAGUUGAGCACAAACAUCCAAGUUGUGCUGCUGUCGGCCACCAUGCCUUCAGACGUCCUGGAGGUGACCAAGAAGUUCAUGCGGGACCCCGUACGCAUCCUGGUGAAGAAGGAAGAGCUUACCCUCGAGGGUAUCAAGCAGUUCUACAUCAACGUGGAGCGAGAGGAGUGGAAGCUGGACACCCUCUGCGACCUCUACGAGACUCUGACAAUCACCCAGGCCGUGAUCUUCCUGAACACCAGGAGAAAGGUGGACUGGCUGACAGAGAAGAUGCACGCCAGGGACUUCACCGUCUCUGCCUUGCACGGCGACAUGGACCAGAAGGAGCGUGACGUGAUCAUGCGGGAGUUCCGCUCUGGAUCCAGCAGGGUCCUGAUCACCACUGAUUUGCUGGCUCGAGGCAUUGAUGUCCAGCAGGUCUCUCUCGUCAUAAACUAUGACCUUCCCACGAACAGAGAAAACUACAUCCACAGAAUUGGACGUGGUGGCCGUUUCGGCAGAAAAGGAGUUGCCAUUAACUUUGUUACCGAGGAGGACAAGAGGAUCCUGCGGGACAUCGAGAGUUUUUACAAUACUACUGUUGAGGAGAUGCCUAUGAAUGUGGCUGAUCUGAUUUAGAAAAAAAAUCCUCCCUGGGCUGGUGUCUUUUUGUGCAGUGCUCUCUGGCUCAAAUAAAACAGGUGCAUUGUGCUUAUUUUAUCAGAAAGUGGUGAAUCUUGUCUCAAUGCUGAAUCCUGGAUGAGAAAAAAAAUAAACUGACAUUUUGCCAAGUAACGUGGCCUCGGCCGCGAGUUCUCUUUAGGGGACCUCAGUAGCUACUGUCCUUCCAAUAACCAUUAGACUACUGGGGUACCUGUAGAGAUGGGGUCUUACAGAAUCUUCUUUCGUAGGUAUAUUUUUCCUAGACCAAUAAAGGCGUGUGUAAUAGAUGUUCUCUAUCGUUUGAUAAUUUACUUGUGGACUAAAAGGUAUAAGUGCUGUAUUAAAUCUGCCAAUUAUGUUCAACUAACAUACAUGCAGUUAUUGUAGUACUUGGGUCUGCAGUAAAAUGGCCUUCCAAAUUUCCUUUUCAAGCACUUUCCAGAUAACUUUGUGCAAUGUAUUUAACUUUUGUUUUUUUAUUAAGUGACCCUCAAUUCUGGGCCAUAGUAUAUAUACCGGUAUACAAUAAGCUAGCUGAUCUUGGAUUGUACCCCUCUGAACCCCCCCUUUCAAAAUAAAGUGAACUAUGGUUA